Messenger RNA from Trichomonas vaginalis G3, 1269 nucleotides. RefSeq names its product protein of unknown function, DUF4106 family. The record is from RefSeq and is a predicted model, not a curated record. NCBI's taxonomy places the organism in Eukaryota, Parabasalia, Trichomonadida, Trichomonadidae. The annotation marks the transcript as partial. The transcript has a single exon.
AUGCAAAAGGCAAUGAAAAGCGCAGAAUAUAUAAAAGCUAAUAAUGACUGGUUAGAUGCCCAAGCCAACGCCAAAGCAGCCCAACUUAUAGGGUCAAUAAGGACAAAAAUACAAGCGGAUGAAGACAGUUCAAAUGAAGCUUUAAUGAAUGCUGACUUUAAGAAUGCCUUCGAAGCUCUUCAUAGUAAGGUGAAACUAGUGAACGACUUCUCAUCUGGAAAGAAACUGAAGUCUGAAGGUUUCGACAAAGAGUUAAGAGAAGUAGCACAAAAUAUGACGAAAAUAACAGAUGCAGCAACGAGACAGGCAGUUCAAAGUGCCUAUGACGCCGUUAGAGCAACUGUUGUGGAAAGUCAAGAAAAAGAGUUACAACAGACCAAAACAGACCUAGUAAAUGCUUUCUUAAAAACGAAAAGUCAGGUAGGACAUUAUGCUGCAGAUGGAACAUAUGUGCCAGCUGGUGGAACUUAUAUACCAGCUGGUGGAACUUAUAUACUAGCUAGUGGAACUUAUAUACCACCAAACCCUCCAAGAGAAGCACCUGCACCAGGACUACCUAAAACAUUUACAUCGUCACAUGGACACAGACACAGGCAUGCACCAAAACCAACACAACAACCAACAGUUCAAAAUCCAGCACAACAACAACAACCAACAGUUCAAAAUCCAGCACCACAACCAACAGUUCAAAACACUGCACAGCAACCAACAGUUCAAAACCCUGCACAACAACAACCACAACCAGAGCAAGGACAUAAAAGAAGUAGAGAACAAGGAAACCAAGAAUUCUUAAAAAUGCUUAAGGAAGAUUAUGGUUACCCAGAUACUCUUGACUUUAGUGACAGAUAUAAAGAAGCUAUUAGAAAGUUCAAGGAAGGAAAUACUGACCCGAACCUAUUUAGCUUUAUGGUUCAGCACCAAAUGGGAUAUAAUUUCAAACCUGGAAAAUACAAACUCGCUAAGGGAUAUGAUUUAAUAGCAUAUCAUCCAAAUGACAUGAAUGAAUUUACUCCAAGAUAUUUGGUGUCAGAGAUAAAUGAUAAUUCAACUCUCUUCAUGAAACGCGUAAAAAAUAGAGACGGAACGAAAGAAGAAAGGCUUAUGAAUGCGGAUGACUUAAAUAGGGAACUUGUUGAAAACGGUCUCGGAAUAUAUGAAAUGCCAGCAGAUGAGGUACAAGAAACUCAACAGGAAGAAGUUCAGAUACAACCAGACAUGGAAGAAAUAGUUCAGCAACAACAGCUAGAAGAGCCUGAAGGAAACGAACAA